Molecule: messenger RNA, 1290 nt
Organism: Pipistrellus nathusii (Nathusius's pipistrelle)
Lineage: Eukaryota; Metazoa; Chordata; Mammalia; Chiroptera; Vespertilionidae
Source: the annotation of a GenBank genome assembly
AUGAGGUUCAAAUUCCCUCUCAUGGCCAUUGGCCUGGAGGUUGCCAUGAUUACUUUAUUUGGAUUAUUUGUUCAGUAUGAAACGGAUCAGAAUAUUCUUCAGCCGCCCAGCAGCUCCAAUUCAACAGAUGUGGACAGAUUCAUUCAUUUAUACCCUUUGUUCCAAGAUGUGCAUGUUAUGAUAUUUGUUGGAUUUGGCUUCCUCAUGACUUUCCUGAAGAAAUAUGGCUUCAGUAGCGUGGGCAUCAACCUACUGAUUGCUGCUCUGGGUCUCCAAUGGGGCACUCUUGUACAGGGGAUCCUUCACAGCCAUGGACAGAAAAUCCACAUUGGAAUAAAAAACAUGAUAAAUGCAGAUUUCAGUACGGCCACCGUUCUGAUUUCUUUUGGAGCUGUCCUGGGAAAAAUAAGUCCACUCCAAAUGCUGAUCAUGACAAUCAUAGAAAUCGCUGUCUUUGCCGGUAAUGAACAUCUGGUUGCUGAGAUAUUUAUGGCCACUGAUAUUGGAGCAUCAAUGACGAUUCAUGCCUUUGGGGCCUACUUUGGCUUGGCCGUAGCAGGUGUCUUAUAUCGACCAGGCCUGAGACGGGGACAUGACAAUGAGGAGUCUGUGUACCACUCAGACCUGUUUGCAAUGAUUGGGACUCUUUUCUUAUGGAUAUUUUGGCCCAGCUUUAAUUCGGCCAUCGCUGAAGCUGGAAACAAACAAUACAGGGCCAUGGUAAACACAUACUUCUCUCUUGCUGCCUGCGUGCUCACGGCCUAUGCAUUCUCCAGCCUCGUUGAGCACCGAGGCAAGCUCGAUAUGGUACACAUUCAGAAUGCAACUCUGGCUGGAGGUGUUGCUGUGGGCACUUGUGCAGACAUGGAGAUCCACCCAUACGUUUCUAUGAUCAUUGGGAGCGUCGCAGGAAUGGUCUCCGUGCUCGGAUUUAAGUUUCUAACUCCAGUUUUUACUACUAAACUGAGGAUCCAUGAUACAUGUGGGGUCCAUAACCUGCAUGGCUUACCUGGUGUGGUAGGAGGCCUCGCAGGCAUUGUGGCAGUGACCUUGGGAGCAUCUGACAUGUCUACCCCAGCCAUGCAGGCAGCUGCUCUGGGUGCUUCCAUCGGAACAGCCAUUGUUGGAGGAGUGAUAGCAGGUUUAAUUCUAAAGAUACCUAUCUGGGGACAGCCAUCUGAGGAGAACUGCUAUGAUGAUUCUGUCUUUUGGGAGGUCCCCAGGUGGAGAGAACAUGACCAUCAUUUCCAUGAACAUAAUGGCCACCACCACUUGGAACCUGAACUCUAA